AUGGCACCCCCCGAUAAAGUAUCAGCUGAGCAAAAGACCUUCUUGUUCAGUCUAAUGAACGCGUACCUUGAGGCACAAAAGAUAGGAAGGUUAGACAAGUUUUGGCUCGAGAUGCAAGGAGCAUGGUUCCACAAGUGGGCUGAAGAAGAAGACACUACAAUCACAGACAAGGAGGAAAGGGCAACCGCUCAUGCUGAGGCCAUUGCGGCCCGUAUCAAAUACCUCAGGUGCUGGUACCCUAACCACUCUGGGAAAAAAAACCGUGCAAACCCGUAUGGUCGACUUAUCGCUCAAGCCGUGAAGAAAGCCCGCCCAACACGUCGACCACAACUUGUUCAGCUGUACACCAAGCUUUACUAUGCUCAGCGCAUUGCUCCUCUUGUCCAAGCCGAAAUGCGACGGCUCACAAUUCUUAAAGGCAAGAAGCCUUCUCGUGGUGUCUUCCUACGCUUGUUACGCAUAUACUCUACCGCGAGAUGGAAGCUAGAAAAGGACAAUAUCAAAGACAAGGUUAUAGCUGAGUACGAUAGGCGGCAGAAGGAGAAAGAUGAAGCAGCUGAACCAGGAACCCCUAGCGCGUAUGCUGCUGCCAUUGAGGACAUCUCAAUUCACUUCGACGCCUUCAGCGAUCUCCUUAGCUCAAUGACAGGAUGGAGUUUCACGCUCCUCGCAGGUGGGCCGGAUCCCAAUAAUCGAGGGCAGAUUAGGACGUUCUUUGUGCAUUCCGGGAAGAACCAUGCAGGCAUGCACUUCGGAAAGGCUAUGCCUAACUUUCUCCAGCAAAUUGUGUCCCCUUAUGCCGUGUUUCUUCGUUCAGUGUACACUCCUUCGGAAUGUGCUGCACGCUCUCUACUCCCUAUCCAAAUCAAUCCCGAGGAAAACCGAUCCGGACCCCCCGACUUAUCCCUUCACGUUGAUGUGCCUGUAUCUGAAUCAAUCCCUGCUGUUCUACAAGAUGCGGCGACCAACCCCCUAGUGCAAGUUGCGGCAUCUACUCUACCAACUGGGGUGGCAACCCCUGAUGUUUCGUGUGGUGCUGCUACUCCUAUCAUGGUGUCACUUCCUCACCCCACAUCAGACUUUGAUUACGACUUUUCGUUUGAAGAACUCAACCUUCUCGGGCCAGGUGACUUGUCCUUCGAGCAGCUCGAUGGAGCUUUGGAAAAGAUCUCUCCCCCUGGGGGUUACCUGUCGCUAGUUGACGAACUCGCUGCCCCCCUUCCUGAGGAUAUCUUACGCCAGCUUACAGAACUCGUCGGACCGGACUGUCAUCCAACCCACACGGCUAGUGACACCCCAAUCGCGGACGCAAAUGCCCUGAGCAAUAUCCUCGCUCACGACCAUUUGGCGGCAGAUGCACAACUACCCACUGGUCCCCAAGAGCCCCCCGUUGCCAGCUUGCCAAUGCCACCUAUGUCUCCCCCGCCAACGCCGCCUACCACUGAUGGACCUAUCGCGCCUUCAGAGCCCCAAGAGCUAACACCGCCUGAGUCCCACGCACCAGUUACGCCGCCUGUUGCCGAUGGGCCUGCAGAUGCUGCUGUCUUCUGGCUCCGGGUCGCAGGCAACUCCACCCACUCCUCAAGUCCUGAGCAAGUCAGCUUCUGGAAAUGGGACCCGUAA
Molecule: messenger RNA, 1623 nt
Organism: Pleurotus ostreatus (oyster mushroom)
Lineage: Eukaryota; Fungi; Basidiomycota; Agaricomycetes; Agaricales; Pleurotaceae
Exons: 5
Coding region: 1-1623 (540 amino acids)
Source: RefSeq, a predicted model, not a curated record